Messenger RNA from Chrysoperla carnea, 5439 nucleotides. RefSeq names its product kinesin-like protein Klp98A (gene Klp98A). Gene Ontology annotation, molecular function: microtubule binding; microtubule motor activity; ATP binding. The record is from RefSeq and is a predicted model, not a curated record. Bases 111 to 4523 code for a protein of 1470 amino acids. Gene Ontology annotation, biological process: microtubule-based movement. NCBI's taxonomy places the organism in Eukaryota, Metazoa, Arthropoda, Insecta, Neuroptera, Chrysopidae. The transcript is spliced from 19 exons.
UGACAGUUAUAUUCAUAACAUUAUGUUGGAUUGUAAAAUGAAAAGUUUAAUAAACAGUUAUAAAAAUGUAUGAUCAUUUACGUUAAUAUUGUGAUAAAUUAAAUUAAAAAAUGGCAUCGUUAAAAGUAGCUGUUCGUGUACGGCCCUUUAAUCAAAGGGAGCGAGAUAUGAAUGCGAAAUUAAUAAUACAAAUGGAUGGUAAAAAGACUCGAGUCGUUAAUGUUAAGCCUCCUGGAAAACGUGAUAGUGAUUCUUUACGUGAUAGAUAUAAAGAAUUUACAUUUGAUCAUUCAUAUUGGUCAUUCGAUGCCGCCGAUAGUCACUACGCAUCGCAGGAUCAAGUGUUCAGCGACUUGGGUACAGAAGUUGUUGAUAGUGCGUUUGAAGGAUAUAAUGCUUGUGUGUUCGCUUAUGGUCAAACAGGCAGUGGAAAAACAUUUACAAUGAUGGGAUCUGGUGAAUGUCAAGGAUUGAUUCCACGUAUUUGUAAAAAUAUGUUCGCUCGAAUGCAUGCAAGUAUCGCAUCGGGAAAUAACUAUCGUACAGAAGUUAGUUAUUUAGAAAUAUAUAACGAACGUGUUAAGGACUUAUUACAGGAAAAUACUCAUCAUAAUUUACGUGUUCGGGAACAUCCUGAACGGGGAAUAUAUGUUGAAAAUUUAUCUACACAUCUUGUAUCAGAUUAUUCGGAUAUACAGGAUUGUAUGGUACGUGGAAAUCGUCAACGAACUACUGCAUCAACUAAUAUGAAUGAUGUGAGUAGCAGAAGUCAUGCAAUUUUUACGAUUAUGUUCAUUCAAGCCGGAGUUUCAAAUGGUGUGCCAAGUGAAACUGUAUCAAAGGUACAUUUAGUUGAUUUAGCUGGCAGUGAACGAGCUGAUGCUACUGGUGCUACAGGACAACGAUUAAAAGAGGGUGCUCAUAUUAAUAAAUCACUUGUAACACUUGGAUCUGUUAUAUCUGCAUUAGCAGAAUUAUGUAAUGAUGCUAAUAAUAUUAGUAAUUCAACAAAUUCAAUAAAUCACAAAUCAAGCCGAUCUGUACACAUACCGUAUCGUGAUUCAGUUUUAACGUAUUUACUUAAAGAUAGUUUAGGUGGAAAUUCAAAGACUAUAAUGAUUGCUGCUAUAUCACCGGCUGAUUGUAAUUAUCAUGAAACACUUAGCACAUUAAGGUAUGCAAAUCGAGCUAAAAAUAUUAUUAACAAACCAACAAUCAAUGAGGAUCCAAAUGUAAAACUAAUCAAAGAGUUACGAGAUGAAAUAGCAAAACUUAAGGCUCUUAUUCUUAAUAAUAAUAAAAUGGAUAAUCCAAUACACGUAGAACCAGCCAUGCUAGAACAAUUACAGAAAAAACAAGCACAAGAAAAAGAUUUAACUGAAAAAUGGGAAGAAAAAUGGCGUCAAACUCAAGUGAUUUUACGUGAAGAGCGUGCUUUAGGAUUACGUAAAUCUGGUUUAGGUGUUGUUUUAGAUUCUGAUAUGCCACAUUUGGUUGGUAUUGACGAUGAUUUGUUGAGUACAGGAGUCACAUUGUAUCAUUUGAAGGAAGGAGAAACUUUAAUUGGUACUGAAGAUGCUCCAAUUAAACAAGAUAUUGUGUUAAACGCUGUCGGUGUUGAAAAUGAACAUUGUAGUGUAGUUCUUGACAAAGGAGUUGCAACUAUAAUUCCAAAACAAUCGGCUCAAGUUUGGGUGAAUGCAGUUCUCAUUGAUAAACCAGCACGAUUAUCGCAAGGAUGUAUAAUUGUCCUUGGACGAACUAUCAUGUUCCGAUAUAAUGAUCCUGUUGAAGCGGCUAAACUUCGUAAAGAAGGUAGUCGGUCACAACUAAAUUUAUCACGUCAAUCGUUACUAAGUUGGUCAACAAAUGAUCUUGCUACGUCAUUGGAAAAUUUAAAUACCGAUAAUCAAGUUGAAUUUGAGAAUUUGGAAUUACAAAGAGCGACUUUGGAAAAAGAAAAAGAAAAUUUUGCACGUGAACAAGCUGAACGUGAAUCGGAUUGGGCUGCUGAACAGCAAGCGCGACGUGAAGCGUUGGAAGCGGCACAAAAACAAUUAGAAUUGGAAAGACAGAAAAUGGAAGAAGAAUAUCAAUUACAACGACGUAAAUUAGCUGAAGAUUGGCGUAAAUUAGAAGAAAAACAACAAGAAAAUGAGCUUGUUCUAAAGAAAAAACAAAUGGAAUUAAAACGAAAACGUGAUUUAUUAGAAUGGGAAAGAAGUGAAGCUAUUGCACAAGCAGAAAUUGGUCAGAAACAAGUUGAACAUUUGGAAAAUAAGCUACAUAAUGAGCGACAACAAUUCAACCAAGAUUUAAUAUCUCUGUUACGUAAUCUGAAAAUUGAAUUUUUAGAUGAGAAUCUGGAGAAAGUUUUAUCGAAAGUACAAGAAACACCAUUAUCAGAAGAAUCAGAUUUUGUGGUGAAUUUGCUUAAGAAUGCUGAUCAUGAUUCAAUAGAAGCUGUGAAAUAUCUAGUCAAUCAACAUAAAAAAGAGCUGGCUUCUUUAGAAAUUAAAUUACAGAAUCGUAUUCAAGCAUUAACUGUUGAACGCAACAAUAUACAUCGCAUUGAAUCUGAACUGUCCGAUAUUUCACAAAAUCAAAAUGUUGGUGCUGGUGGAGAUGCUGGAGUUUUAGAAAUUGACAAACAAGCGAUUAAUCAACGUUCAAAGGAAGAAAUUCAAGAAAUCACGGAAAAGAAGCAAUCAAUGAAAUUAAAUUUAAAACAUGCAGCUUUACCACUUUCAAGUUCAACUGAUAAUUCGACUAGUAUCGGUGAUGAUGAUAAACACUUGCACUUAUCUGCUCAGAGUCCAGAUGAGUGUGUAAGUAAUAAAAUAUCAACAUCGAGUGAAGAUUAUUCAAGUCCAUUAAAAACAUGUGAUACAUUUCAUACGGCUACAUCUGAUUGUAGUAUAGUACAAUCAAAUAUUAACACACCACUCAGUCCUGAAGACGAUGAUUUGUUGUUAAAUCAAUUACGUACAGUUAUUAAUGGCAAUAAUCGUAAUAAUGGUAAUUUGAAACAUUCGGUGCAAAAUAAUAAUAAUAAUAUUAUGUUGAUAACAUCAACGAUAUCUCCGACUAAAAUGUUAGAGAACAGUAGUAGUAUACCGCAGUGCAGUGAUAGUGAUGAUCCAUCUAGUACGGAUGAUUAUAAAGUGAUGAGCACUGAAGAUGGUAACUCGGCACAAUCGUCAAGUUCAUUUGAAAAAGUAUCACCAUUGGAGAAUUUUCGACAACGACGCCGAUUUAGUGGAAGUACAAAUUCAACUGGUCGAAAAUAUAUUGGUGGCGAGGAGGCAGCUGUACGUGCUAUGAAGCGUCUUAGUCAAAGAAUGGCACGACAGAAAAUGAUGAUAUUACGAAAUAUUGAAACGGAAUGUAGCCGUGAAGAAUUGAAUGAACAAAUUGCUGUUUUACAAGAAUUGCAACGUCAAUAUGUGAAAUUAGAAUUAGCACUUCAAAAUCAAAUUCCAAAUAUUGAAAUAAUGUCUGAAGAUGAAGAAUAUCAACCCACAAGUGUACUAUCCCCUGCCAAUAAACAUCCAUUAAGUGAUGAAUCCUCUCCAAUUGAAAAUAAUUUAAACAAUGAUGAAGAGAAUCAGUUAUUUCUUGGCCACAAACAACAACAGCAACAACAACAAUCAUCAUUUCAAAACUUUCAUGCUCUUAAUAAUUUGUCUAGUAGUGUUCCAAUUAAUCAACAAUGUUGUAGCAAAUCGUUAAACGAACAAUCUCAACAACAUUCUGAAUGUUGUAUACCAGAACAAUCACAUCAUCAUCAACAGCGUGUUACAUUAGGUAAUAAUGGUAAAUAUAACUUACAUCAUCAUUCAUCGUUACAUUCAAUUGAAGAGAAUAAAUCAACUACACGACGAUAUUCAACGGUUAGUUCAGAUUAUUCAGAAGAUGAACCUGCUACAGUACAUUAUAAUGGAAGAAUGAAUGGCGGUGUUAUUAAUUCAUGUUAUGUGAAAAAUCAAAUAACUGAUGAUGAUAAUUCACCUUCAACAUAUCCAUAUAGCUUAACACGAUCUCUACCAACUUUUGCUGCGUAUGAAAUCAACGAUCAUAUAGUUAGUGUACCAACAUACGUAUUACGCGGUGCAGGGACCAAAACUCAUUUUGAAUACGAGGUUCGUAUUAAUGUACAAGGUGAAAAAUGGAGUAUAUUACGCCGUUAUCGCCGAUUUCGUGAAUUACAUUUAACAAUGCGAUCAAAAUAUGGACCAAAGAUUGAAGCAAUACCAUUUCCACCACGACAAUUAUUUGCGUCAACAUCAGAAUCAUUGGCACGCGAACGUCGUACGCUGCUGGAAACUUAUCUGCGUCGUUUAUUAGCCGUAUGUUCAACAUUACCAAAUUGUCCAUUAUAUUCACCGUAUGAGAAUGGUUGUUCACAAAGUGCUCCUAUAUCUGAUACAAAAUUAUCAGAUUGUAUAAAUCGUAUGCAAUUGUUAGAGUUUUCGGCAUUUUUCCGGCGCGGUAUCUUUGAAAAUGAUAAUUUCUCAUACUAAAUCAAUGAGUGUGAGAGAGCACAUAUAAAUUAAGCAAUGUGUAUAAGUAAGAUACUAUUAUAUAGUCUUCUAAAGCAUUUCACAUACAUUAUUUCACACACACAUACAUACGCUAUUGAGCUUCAAGCUAUAUCGUAUUGAAGAGUGUCAUUGAAGAUUGGGGAUUUUGUGUCGCAUACAAUAAUUAUUACUACAAAACUGCCACUGAGCAAACCUUCAAACAUAUACAAGCAAGCAUAUAAGCAAACAUAUAAUAGUAUUUUUCUUAUACACAUUGCUUAAUGCAUGGAUACUCUUUCACAUUCAUUGAUGUAUAAAAAAUGAUUUAAAAAACAAAUUGUAUAGUUGAAGUUUGACUAUAUUACCAAGGUCUAAUUGAAUCAUGACCUUAUGAAAUUCAAACAAUUAUUUUAGUGAAAUUUAAAAACCUAAAAAUACUUCCGCCAAUUGACGCUUUUCCAGAAGUUAUAUCAUCACAACUAAUAGGUAUUUUGCGGUUCACCUACUCUAUAAUUUUUAAGGAAACUAUCAAAUAAACUUACAGAGUUUGUCUUUCUAAUCCAGUUGAUGAUGUUUGCAACAUAACUGAUCUCACGUAAAUUAGUACACAAUGCAUCUCCUUUUUCAGUAGUUACUAGCAGGAUGAAACGUUGUUAUAGCCAGCCGUAAAACAUUUUUGAUGAUAAAAUUCUGGUAUAAAAGGUUAUUAUAUUUUACGGGGCCCCGUUUCGGUAUUUUAGUAAUCACAGGUUGUAAAUUGUGAUGAAUAUGAAUGAUUUAAUCUAAUGAAAAUAGCUCCUUCGAUUAUUUUAAUAUACAUACAUAUUUUUCUAGAAUUAAAUCUGAUGUUUUUGUGAUAAUAAAUAGACAUACUAAUGAAAUGAAAUUGAUUUUAAAUUACCUAAAUAUACUUCAC